This is a messenger RNA of Prorocentrum cordatum, 4359 nucleotides long. The record is from the annotation of a GenBank genome assembly. Lineage: Eukaryota; Dinophyceae; Prorocentrales; Prorocentraceae.
AUGGCUGACAGCAGUUGCCCUGGGCUCAGGGUGCUAGUGACGUACAGUGACGACCCGGGCUGGACGCACGAACGAGUGCUACUGUGGCCGCACAAUGAGGGUCGCACGAGCUGGCAAAUCUACACGCCUGGCAACGACUUAUAUGCUGAGGACUUCGGGGGCUACGCCUCGCUCACUCCCAUGACGGGGCGGAGGCGCUACCCACCAGGCGUCAGGAACGUGGUGGCGUUCAACAGGAGCCUGCAGGCCGCCGAGCUGGUCUCGCUCAUCAGGCGCGGUCGAGGCGAGGCCAUCCUCGAGCACGGACCGCUAGCGAACGGCUGGUGGGCCGGCGCGGGGCAGGACUGGCUCGGAGGCAGGUUGGACAUCCCCGCGCCAACGGCCGUGGAGGUGCUCCGCGCGCGGCUUCACCUGCGGAGGAAGGCCGCGGAGGCCCAGACCGACCUCCCUGUGCUCGGUGAUGGGAGCCCCCCUCCCCCGCCGCCGCCUUCGGAGAGGCCGCCAAAUUCGUGGGUUCGAUGCUCCUUCGAGGACAGCGACUUCGGUCAGAUGGUACCCCUCUCAGCUGCCGCCAUCCUGCGAGGCCGCUAUGGGCUCGACAAGGGUGAGAUGGGAGAGUGGCGUCCCAUAGAGUAUGUGCUGGACGAUCAGGCCGACAGCUGGCGAGACGACGAGUUGGUGGCGGCGGAUCGGCAGCGACCACCACGAAGCGCCCUUGACGAUCGGCUCUUCGGCAACGGCGGGGGCGGUGCCGCCGCACCCCCUGGGGGGCCCACGGUUGCGGCUGCCGCGGCGGGCAUUGGCGAAGAGCAGGCCGAGGAUCUGCGCACCUGCUGGAUCGACGUCGACGAGACAGGCUCGAGGUUCAAGGAGUGGCGCAAGGUAGUGCAGGAGAGUACUCAGGAGGUGUUCUCUGACUCGAGCCUGCGCGGGCCGCCUGCGUGCCUGGAGGUGUGCCGCAAGAUGUAUCGGCGCGGCGGCGCGCCCAAGAUCUGGUCCCAGGAGUGGUGCAAGGAGACAGGGAUCUCUCGACGGGAUCGCGCUUACCACGAGGUGCAGACGCUCAUCGAGCGCCUGUGCCUCGCGGGCACCUGCGACCAGGUGAACAUGGGAGCUCUGGCGUCGCUGGAGGUGAUCGCCCGCCGGCUGCUGCAGUGCGCGGAGGCCUGCGCGCACGGGGCGGACCACGCGAACUCGGCGGCGGCGAAGCACCUGGCGGGGACGACGAAUCCGCUGGACCUGGUGCCCGAGGCGCUGCGAAGCUACGCCAGCCGCCUGAGCAAGGAGGAGCACGAGCUCGCGGCGCUGCGGCUGCCGCGGUGGACGCUGGCGACUUGCCGAUCGGAGGCGGCGCUGGAGGUGGCGGCGCUGGAGAUGGUGCUGAUGCAGGCCGUGGCCGUGGCCGCGGCCGAGGCCGAGGCGGGCGGGGUCGAGGGACUCAGCGCGGCGCAGCGCCGUCGCUGGCUUCGGGGCGGCAACGCUGCCUGCGAGAGCUUGAAUUAUUUGCAUGGAGGCAUCCACCGAGGCGAUCGGGCACCAGCGAGCCUGACAAGCCAGAUGAAGAUGGAUGCCAUUUCGGCGGACGUGCAGCAGCGCGUUCUCUCGGCGGCUCGCCGGUGGAUCGACGUUGACAGCGCCGUCAGUGAGGAGGAGGCCCUUGCCAGGCAUCUCAAGGGCAAGGCGGGGCAUGCCCCCCUUGGCUCGACCAGCGUGGGCUCCUACGAGCACUCGCGGGUGAGCUUGCCAGACAGUGUCGUCGACGCGCCGUUCUUGGCCACCAUGCUUCCCGCUCAGGCAAAGCAAUGCAUCGAGGAGCUUGCUUCCAGGCGGAGCAACGCCUUGUUCCGCCAUCCUCCCGGGGUCGACUUGCUGCCGGGCGAGGGGCUCGGCCGCAUAGAGAUGCCCGUCAUGGAGGACUCCGACUUCGCCGGGCCCUGCGCGGUGCUUGGCGUGGGCGACGUGGCCGACUGUUUCCACGGGAUGAAGCUGCAGGGCGACAUCAGGCAUUACUUCUGCUGGCCGCCACUGGGUGCUGCACUGACUGGAGAGACACUGGUCGAAGGGCGCCCUGCACACGCUGGCGCGCAGGUUUGGCCGAUGAGCCAGAGCCUGCCAAUGGGCUUCUCGCGGUCCCUGUACUUCGCCCAGGCCGCAAACCAGUGCAGGCUCGACCGACAGCCGUCGUUGGCGGGCAGCCUGCGUUUGAGCGAUCGCGGGCCGCCGCUUGUCCUCGGACGAGGUACCGUGGGGGCGGAACUGGGCCACUACAUGUACGUCGACAAUGCAGGCGUGAUCGGGCUCGGCGCAGCGCGUGUGACCUGCGCGCCGCAGGAGGCCCAGCGCGACCUCGAUGGCGAUCAUCUGAAGUUCCACGAGGUGGAGGUGAUGCCUGAGGGAGGUCGCACCCUGGGCUGCUAUCUCGACGGCAGGCACCGAGCGACCCGCCCUACUGACGAGAGGUUCGCCAUGGUGCGGAAGGGGUCGAGGUGCUUGCUGAGGAGGCGCAAGGUCGCCGGCUGGCAGCUGGAGAUGGCGUUGGGCCACAUGACCUUCAUGGCCCUGGUUCGCCGCGAGGCGUUGUCCAUCUUCCACUCGGUCUACGCCUGUGUGGCGCAGAGCUACCAUGCCUUCUCCGAGCUGUGGCCCACCGUGCGUGAGGAGUUGAACUGCUACCUGGGCAUCAUGGUGAUGCUGGAGUCGAGUUGGAUCAGGCCGUGGAUGCCAGUGGUCUACUCCUCCGACGCCAGCCUGCACGGCUACGGGGUGGCGGAGGCCUGCUUCGGGACCGAGACGGUGGCAGAGAUCGGCCGCGUAUCGGAGCUGGCGCGGUGGCGGCUGGGAGCUGAGCUAGCGAGACAGCAUGCUUUCGAGUGCGCUGGCUUCCUCUUGGACAGCGAGAACGGCGAGGUCGUCCGAGAUGAGGCGGGGGCCCCGAAGCGGCUGGGCGCCGAGCUCCAGCGCGUGCUGGCCAGCGAGCGCUGGGAGCUGGACCCGAGCUUCCCUGAGGCAGGCCGCAGGCGCACGCGGGCACUGAGCAGCCCUGGUCGCCGGCUGGAUUCAGGAGGGCCGCCGCCGGCGCAGAGGUCCCGCACGCUGGGCCAGAGACGCGGGCUGGCCGCGAGGCUGGUGCUCGAGGGCGCCGCCCGACCGCCGCUGCCGAGCUCAGUGGAAGCUUGCUUGCAGCUGAGCCCCAGCGGGCCACGCCUGGCCGACCAGGCCGUCGCCGGCCACGGGGCUGCCGAGGUCGUGGCGGAGAGCGAGAGCAUCGAGAGCAGCGACGUCGAGGAGCCGCCGGCUGCCGCGCGCUCCCGCAGGCGUCUGGAGACGCGCGGGAAGGCUCGGGCCAGGAAGGCGAUCGAGGUGCUGGAGACCACAGAGGCGGGCAAGGACGACUUGAAGCUGGGCAUCAGCCACCUCGAGAAGAGGCCGGGCCGGUGGCGCGCGCUCGCCUUCUGCGUCUGGGCCCGCUGCUGCCUCACAGCCCUGCCCGAGCUCAAGGAGCUGGACGGCCAGCUGGUCGCAUGCAUGAGCGAAGAGCUUCUGAAGGGCGUCAAGGCCUGGCGGGGCGAGACGCUGCUCGCUGGGCUGAUGUUAUUCCACCCGGACUUCGGCCGCCUGGGCGGCUUGCAUCUCCCGAGGUCUUUGCGCUGCCUGAAAGGGUGGAAGAAGCUUUCGCCAUCUCGAUCUCGGAAGCCCUUGGUGUUCGCGAUCUGGGCGGCGCUGGCAGUGGAGCUCUGCCGCUCGGGGGCGCCUCUGGUAGGCGCCAUGGUGCUAAGCAUGGCGGGGUGCUACCUUCGGCCGGGCGAGAUGCUGAGUCUCACGAGCGACUCAUUUCUGGCACCAGCGGAGCAUGCAGUACAGAACUGGGUCGUAUGGCUGUUUCCGGAAGCUGGGGUGGCUCGGAGCAAGGCGGGGUCAGCAGACGAUGCCAUCCCUGGCGACACAGGACGGUGCCCGUGGAUGUGUCACAUCUUCAAAGCUCUGAAGGACCGCCAGUCAUCCCGGCCCCUCCUGGAUUUGAGCUACCCGCAGCUCCUGUGCCUCUUCCGGAGAGCGGCCACGAACAUCGGAGUCGACGUCGUCCCAUACGAAGGCCGUCACAGCGGAGCAUCGCUGGAUCGGGCCACGGGGCGACGCUCUUUGGAAGAGGUUCAGAAAAGAGGGCGAUGGGCUGCGAUGAGUUCGGUGAAAAGAUACGAAAAGUCAGGACGACUGAACGAGAGCUGGGAGAAGCUGAGCGACGCCUCCAAGGCACACUGUGCUGCAGCGGCCAACCUGCUGCAAGGGGUAUUGCUGCUGGGACGCCCCGCGCUUGUGCCGCCGUUCGGCGGCCGAGAGGGCUGUCGCGGGCUCCACUGA